GCAUGAGAUUGAAAAAUGCAAAUGGGUAUAUGGUCAUGGUCUUUCAAGAUGAAUCCAAGUCAUUUUACGUAGAAGCCGCCGCCGCCAGCUAGUUCCGGUGCUAUAAGAUAAAGAACACAACCAUGGAGUGGGAAAAAGUCUGAGCUGGAACUGCAAGAAGCAGAGAAAAAGAACAGAAAAUGAUUGCAGACAGUUCAUCUUUGAACACUCCAUCACCGUCGGCAAGUCCCCCAAAAAGCAGUGGUGUGACAAGCAGCACGCUCUCAUCAGUUGGCAGCCUCAUAAAGCUUCUCCCAACAGGCACAGUCUUCGUCUUCCAAUUCCUCAACCCUGUUUUGACCAACAGCGGUGAAUGCAACGCCAGCAACAAGUCCCUCUGCGCCAUUUUCCUUGUGCUCUGUGGCUUCAGCUGCGCCUUUUCUUCCUUCACAGACAGUUACACAGGCACUGACAAGCGUAGGCACUAUGGCAUCGUAAGCCCCAAGGGACUCUGGCCUUCUCCGGCUUCCGACUCCGUUGACCUGUCAAGCUACAAACUCAAGUUUGGAGACUUGGUGCAUGCUGUGUUGUCGUUUUCAGUGUUUGCAGUGUUGGGGCUUUUGGACACCAAUACUGUGAACUGCUUCUACCCUGAUUUUCAGUCAACUCAGAAGCGUCUUCUUCAAGUUCUUCCCACAGCUAUUGGGGUAGUAGCGGGUGGGUUGUUCAUGAUCUUUCCCAAUGAUCGCCAUGGAAUUGGAUACCCUUUGACCUCGGAUUCCAACGACACCACUCCUCCCAACAAUCCGAGUGGCAAUGCCUAAACUUGGGGCUGUGAAAAUAUACGCAAACUCUGCAUGUACUUGCAUGGUAUGAAAUGUUUUUGCAGUAUACUUUUCUAUCUCCUGUGACUGUAAAGUGAAGACUUUAUUCUUUGAUGUACUAUUGAGUUUUGUGUGUCA
Molecule: messenger RNA, 941 nt
Organism: Vigna angularis (adzuki bean)
Lineage: Eukaryota; Viridiplantae; Streptophyta; Magnoliopsida; Fabales; Fabaceae
Product: protein DMP2
Exons: 1
Coding region: 180-803 (207 amino acids)
Biological process (GO): endomembrane system organization
Source: RefSeq, a predicted model, not a curated record